Messenger RNA from Sitophilus oryzae (rice weevil), 2694 nucleotides. It is a transcript of the gene scalloped, whose product is annotated as transcriptional enhancer factor TEF-1. The record is from RefSeq and is a predicted model, not a curated record. Gene Ontology annotation, cellular component: transcription regulator complex. The coding region runs from base 506 to 1861 and encodes 451 amino acids. Lineage: Eukaryota; Metazoa; Arthropoda; Insecta; Coleoptera; Curculionidae. The transcript is spliced from 10 exons. Gene Ontology annotation, molecular function: DNA-binding transcription factor activity, RNA polymerase II-specific; RNA polymerase II cis-regulatory region sequence-specific DNA binding. Gene Ontology annotation, biological process: hippo signaling; regulation of transcription by RNA polymerase II; embryonic organ development.
GUUUCGAACUUCUGACGGUUGACGACGUCAGGCGGCGGCGGCGGCACAUCCACGACCGUUUUUCGAUAAAACAGUCCUCUCUCUCGCUCCCGCUCUCAUCAAAUACACGGUAUUUAUGCUUUUUUUCGUUGGUCGUUGUUGUUGUUGUUUGGUCGCGAUAGAUCCGGCAAAAUCGGGAAAUAUUUGGCGUCCCGACGGACGGUGUGUGGAAUCAAAAGUGUAUGCGAAUCAGUGAACGCGAAUCGCGAUACCUCGCACCAACCACCACCGGUCGCAUGUUUUUAGUUUGUUUGUUGUGCGUCUUUUUUGUUUUUUUUUUUUAUUAGAAGCCUGUUAAAUAUUUCCCGUCGCACGGUUUGAGGGAAGAGUCAAGCCUUCGGAAUUCUAGUGUUAUCAGAUAAUUUUGUUGUGAGUGUUACGUGUUUGCGUGGUCUUGGACCAAUUCGCUAUGGAUUAAGGCUUUCCGACGGCCGCUUUUUCAAAUAACGGAUUAAACAAGGAGAAAAUGUAUCUAGGCAGCGUGGUGACCCCGGGCAGCACCAUUACUUCUCCGUGGACGCCGGUCGCAGGCCCGCCAACGGACUCCAAUGGCGGGCCCGACAGUAAAAACCUGGACGUGGGGGACAUGAGCGACGAUGAAAAGGACAUGGCUGCGGCCGAUGCGGAGGGAGUUUGGAGCCCAGAUAUCGAACAGAGCUUUCAGGAGGCUCUACUCAUGUACCCCCCUUGUGGUCGACGGAAAAUUAUUUUAUCUGACGAAGGAAAAAUGUAUGGACGCAACGAACUGAUAGCAAGGUACAUAAAAAUAAGGACUGGAAAAACGAGAACGAGAAAGCAAGUGAGUUCGCACAUCCAAGUCCUAGCCAGACGAAAAUUAAGAGAAAUACAGGCUAAAUUGAAAGUGGACCAUGUGGCCAAGGAGAAGGCGCUGCAGACGAUGUCGAGCAUGUCGAGCGCUCAAAUCGUGUCCGCGACUGCGAUGCACAGCAAGUCAGUGGCGGGGGGACUGCCCGUGGGCUUCAACCCCCCCAUCCCGUACGGGGGCACGGCCUCGCAAUUCUGGCAACCUGGCAUUCAACCUGGAACGUCACAAGAUGUUAAACCAUUCGCACAGGCAGCCUACCCCGGCGGAAAACCGGCAACGGCGGUUUCGGCGGGAGACGUUGGACCGUUGCAGGCAGCGCCACCUCCCGUCUGGGAAGGCAGAGCCAUCGCCACGCACAAACUCAGACUGGUCGAAUUUUCGGCGUUCAUGGAAUCCCAAAGCAGAGAAGAAGCAUAUCAAAAGCACCUGUUCGUACACAUAGGAGGCCCCGCCCUAUCGUACACCGAUCCCCUCUUAGAAGCCGUGGAUGUCCGACAAAUCUACGACAAAUUCCCCGAGAAAAAAGGCGGUUUGAAGGAGCUCUACGACAAGGGACCGCAGAACGCCUUCUUUCUGGUCAAGUUCUGGGCCGACCUCAACUCCAACAUCCAGGACGAGGCGGGAGCGUUCUACGGAGUCACCAGCUCAUACGAGAGUAACGAGAAUAUGACGAUAACGUGUUCGACCAAAGUAUGUUCGUUCGGCAAACAAGUGGUGGAGAAGGUGGAGACGGAGUACGCUCGGUACGAGAACGGCCGGUUCGUCUACAGAAUACACAGGAGCCCCAUGUGCGAGUACAUGAUCAAUUUCAUCCACAAACUCAAGCACCUACCGGAAAAGUACAUGAUGAACAGCGUUCUCGAAAAUUUCACUAUUCUACAGGUGGUGAGCAAUAGGGACACCCAAGAAACGCUACUGUGUACCGCUUAUGUGUUUGAAGUGUCGACAUCCGAACACGGGGCACAACACCAUAUCUACAGGCUAGUGAAAGACUAGCCCGAGCGUGGGAUCGUGCUCGCAUCCCUUCACUUCAGUGCCUACACAUCCACAAUACUAGUAUUAAUCGGUUACUUUGGACAGUAGCUAAGAGAGAAAAUUGUGUACUACGAACAGAAAUUUUUGCCAUGUUUUCCUCCUUCACGGGUACUAAAACAUUCUGAACAUACUCUACUAACUUAAUAAUUGUUUUUUUACAUAGAACAUGUGUUUAGUACGUGUUGACUUUAUAAAUAUCUAAUAUCAAAAUAGUAAGAAUCCAUUCAGGUUUUAAGAAAUGUAUAUACUAUAUUAUAUAGCACUUUUUUAACAUGAUUCAAUAGGCUCUUAAAGUUUCCAUUAGUAAUUGCUGAUAAUAAAAUUUAUAUACAGGGUAAUAAUUUGUAAAGUAGCAAUCAAAAUAUUUUUUAUAAAAAAAAUAUUGUCAGUAAGAUCUUUUGACUGCCUGACAUCGUAGAGGGUAGGUAACCAAUUUUUUUUAGUAGGAAUCUACUUUGUGUGACACAAGUUUGUUGUUUUAUUUUUACAGUUUAAAAGUAAACAUUUUUUAAAUCUGGCAUUUUUUAUUUAAGUUUUGUCAUAAAAAUUCAAGAUCUUUUAAUUUUAAUUAAGAUCUUCCUAAAAGUAUUUUUUUGGACUAACAAAUAUUUCCAAGCCAAGAUGUCACUCUGUAUAUUGAUUUUUAUUACAUUCACAUUUGGUAUCAACUGUUUGAUGUCCAAACAUAAAAAUUUUGACAUAAAACUGUUAGUACGAGAGCUAACAACGUCGGAAAAACAAGUAUUUUUUUUUUAGUCUGGCUCUUUGAUAUAUCUUUUACUAUGCUCUCUACA